Messenger RNA from Gossypium raimondii (Peruvian cotton), 1299 nucleotides. RefSeq lists its product as hypothetical. Gene Ontology annotation, cellular component: membrane. Bases 253 to 1131 code for a protein of 292 amino acids. Gene Ontology annotation, molecular function: metalloendopeptidase activity. Lineage: Eukaryota; Viridiplantae; Streptophyta; Magnoliopsida; Malvales; Malvaceae. The transcript has 9 exons. The record is from RefSeq and is a predicted model, not a curated record. Gene Ontology annotation, biological process: CAAX-box protein processing.
AAAUAUAUGAAUGGUGUUGCCUUCAAAAGCAUAGGAUAUUUCAUAUUUUGUGCUCUUAACUUCACCCAGUUUCUGACAUCCUCGCCCUUGUAAUCCUUAUCAUACAUCGCAGCUUCUCUAGAUGCUCUCUUCUUGUUUGGAUAAAUUUGAUAUCUUCGUUUUAAAAUUCCAGUUGGGAACUUAGAAAUACAGAAACUGCAGGAAUAAAGCUUAAAGGGUGCAUCCACUUUGAUUUAGAAGCUGGCACCAGCUAUGGGUUUGCUCACUAUAAACUGUGGGAUGUUUGUUAGAUACUAUGGAAUCCAAGAGUUUUCACCCCGAAUCUCAAUCAUUAGCACUAAAUUUAGUGCAAGGGCCUUUGCUAGUCGCAAACCAAUGAAAAUUUCAAGAAGAGAGGGGCGGCUGAGUAAAAGUUUCACCUUGCAGACUAAAGAGACCUUACCAGAAGACAUCAAUGGUCUAGCUGAUAUGUGUCCUUCCAAGGAUGGCAAUAAUAAUAAUGGAAAAAGUGUAGAUUCAACUCCACCGGAUAUCAUUUCCAUUCCUUCCAGGAGUAAUGUGCUUCAAGCCUGCACCAUCACUUCUGGGUUGAUAGCUGCUUUGGGUCUAAUAAUUAGACAGGUAUCGCAUGUUGGGUCAAUGGAAGGACUACCCAUUCUUGACUGCUCCACGGAAGUAUCAUUUGGUUUCGAGUUAUGGCACCUUGAGUUGAUCACUGGAUUGGUUUUGCUAAUUUCCUCAUGUCGGUACAUACUAUUGAAGACGUGGCAAUAUUUUGCUGAGUCAAGUGAUACAGCCAAUAAGCAGGUUCUUUCUUCACUACAACCUUAUGAUUACUUGGUUGUCGCAUUUUUGCCUGGGAUGAGUGAGGAACUCCUUUUUCGUGGCGCACUGCUCCCGGUUUUGGGAUUUGACUGGAAAAGUGUUAUGGUUGUUAGCACAGUUUUUGGUGUUCUACACUUGGGCAAUGGGAGAAAGUAUUCCUUUGCAGUGUGGGCAACUUUUGUUGGUAUUGUGUAUGGUUAUGCAACAAUCAUGUCAUCUAGUGUUAUCGUUCCUAUGGCUUCCCAUGCAUUGAACAACCUUGUUGGAGGGCUUCUCUGGCGCUAUACUUCAAAGUCUUUAGAGUGAGAAUUAGAUGUCAUUUUGGGUUUUAAAUAAAGUUUUACACUUUCUUGAAUAUAUGUCAUCUAUGUUAUCCAGAUUUAGAUGUGUUGGAUAUGGGUAAUUCAAGUAUCCUAUUUUAUUGUUCUUCUAAGUCUUUUUCAAUAUAUUUAAAUGAUCAUCGCCUUAUAUUCA